CCCCUUCCCCUCGACCAGCGGAAGAGUUCACGGACGCUCAUAAUAACGCUACAGCAUGGCUGCCGAUCCCAAGGCGCAAGCUCUCUUUCAAAGGCUCAAGCGCGUCUGCGUGCCUCUCAUGGGCACUCCCCCCCUCGCACCCUCCAACAUACCAACUGCCUCCAAGCUUCUGACGGAGCUCCUCGAUAUACUGAAGCAUAAUCAGCCGAAUAUCCUCUCACCCAACCUCAUCUCGUACAUCUUCUUCCCGCUAUCCACCUUACUGUCGAAGAAUAACUCGGAGGCCAUCCCCGAUCAGAUACUCGAGAAGAUCUUCCUCAUCCUGACUAUACUCUGCGAAGACUGGUGGUGGGACUGCGACAUGAAGAUCUGGGAGCAGUUAUUCAUGCUCGCCGGAGCUGUACUUGGCGGCAUCGACGUGAAGGGGAAGGGCAAAGCACGCGACGAAGAGACGAAGGAGGCGGCUAUCCGCUGCAUACUGUGUCUCGUGCGCCCUCGAGAUGCUCAGGACGCUGCCCGACGCGGUGUACAGGUCGAAGACGCGUUCGAGAGACUGGAAGAGUUGCGAUUCUACGCGCAAAUGCCCAAAUUCAUACCGAUCCUUGGACAGACAAUAAAUUCGCUCAUCGAGACCGCGUUGACCCCAAACAUAUCUUUGACCCUUGCAUGCCUGCAAACGCUACAUGUCCUCGUCAAAGACUAUAUUCCGGACGAUCUGGCACCAUCAAUCCUGCCUGGCGUCGUCAGCACCUCGACGAAACUUGCUCUAGGGAUGGCCGGAAAGAAGGGAUGGGUCAAUGGCGAUGUCGUAGCCGCGUCUCUAGAAGUCCUUACAGUCAUCGUGGUACGGUCGGUGGGCGACGAGAUCUGCGCACAGGAGGGCGCUAUCAAGGUCUUCACAAGCUUGGACGAUCUCAAGAACCUUGCAAGCGAUGGGUUAACGCAAGACAGGCCCACGCGUCCCUUUGCCACGCAAAGAACACCGACAUGGCUGCGAGGAACGGCGACGCAGCUGCAUAUUGCACUCAACUCAUUGACACCUCUCAUUUCACAUCCAACGGCGUCUGCGCUGCUUGCACUCACGAAAUGCGCGGCCACCUUGCUCGUAUCCACAUCGUCGACGCUACCGCAAUCCCAGACCCUGUUGCUAUCCCUCCUUCUGGCGCUUUCCAACUCAGACUACCCUUCAGUCUCGCAAGAGGCACGCAAGUCACUCAUCUCCGCCGUCACGUCCACAUCGCGAACACAGCAUACAAUAUUGCAAACCCUCAUGAACAUCACCCGCGACAACCUCACCUCCCUACCGCGCCUCCUCACCUCCCAAGCGGACGCCAAAGUCGAGCACGUCGCUGGCCUCGUCGAAGCCGUUUGCCGGCUAUCCUAUGCGGAGGAAGCGACUGACAGUCCAGCGCUACAUGCCAUCUCCACCGGUGUCGGCAAGCUUCUUGGACCAUCCGGAGGUAUCGAGAAGUGGGGAUGGAGCCUUCUCUCUGUAUUGGAGUUCGUCGAGCCUGCGGUCAACGUCGCGCGCGCACCUACGACCGCGCUUCUCGAGAACGACGCCGAUGCGGCGUCCUGGGUCUCCUUCCCGGAAGUGCCGUUGAAGAGCCUCACAACACGCAGCGCCGCUGAUGCAGUGAUGCGCAUGUUUCGUGCUCUUGGCAGAGCGGCGGGCGAGCCAUGCCUCUAUGCCAUCGAGUGGUUCGCCGGCGUGGGCCAGUCGGGCAGAGAUAGCGAUGCGGUUGCGGCAGUUUGGUGCGCUUCCCGGCUACUGGAGGGCGUGGCAAAUAUAUCGUUGUCCGCGGAAGCGGCCAAUGAUGUGCGAUUGCGACCUGUCAGUAAGCGAUUGUCGAAGCUGGCGAGGUCACUCGCCACGACAGUUUCCGAGGUUUGGGAUGACGGGGACGCCGACGCGGAGACAAAAACCGCGCCGGAGAAGCCAGAGAAUCCGGAGGUCAACAGUACGGUGCAGCACGUACAAGGCCUAUACCCACUGCAAGACAAUCUCAAGAUCAUUAAGUCCACACCUAUGCAGCAGUAUCGGUCCAGCAUCCAACCCAUUCUCCAUCGCACGCUGCUUAUUCAACUCCUUGCUGUCAUAGCUGGCGUACUGCAAGCCAGAUUCAAUCAGACGCUAAUUCGGACGCUCUACCCCAUUUUGCAUUCGCUGGUCUCCUCAGUGCCCUUGCUGUCCGCCACCGCACAUGCGGCACUGAACUUCAUUGCCAUCAGCGCGUCCUACGCCUCUCCGGCCAACCUGCUGCUCGCCAACUUCGACUACGCACUUGAUGCGGUUGGACGGCGUCUUACAAGACGAUGGCUUGAUCUCGAUGCGACGAAGGUGCUAGUCAUUCUCGUGCGCCUUGUUGGCAGUGAUGUCGUCGAUCGUGCAGGGGACGUCGUCGAGGAGUGCUUCGAUCGACUGGACGAGUUCCAUGGGUACGAUGUGCUCGUGGAGGGACUCAUCCAGGUGCUUGGAGAGGUCAUCAAGGUCAUCGAGGUUGAGGACAACGCGAUGAAGGAAGAUGGGCCAAAGGCACCCAAAGCAGACGUACUGGUAGACCGUGAGCGCUUCGAUGCCUUCUUCGAGUGGUACACUCGCAGGAACGAUAUCGAUUCCGACGACGAAGACACUACCGAUUACGGUCCCGCCCCUCGACACGCCUGGGGUGAACCGGAGGACGCCGAUGAAGAGCCCAAGGAGGAUGAAGCACCCAUGGACACCUCCGACGACAACGUCCCGCCCACACCAAUCCAAGCCCUCACCACCCAGAUUGUCGCCCGCUCCCUCUACUUCCUCACGCACGGCGCGCCCUCCAUCCGCGCGCGCAUCCUCAGGCUCCUCGCCUCCGCCGUACCCGUCCUCCCUGAAAGCGCCCUGAUGCCCGAGAUCCACCGCGCGUGGCCAUUCAUCCUGAACCGCCUGUCGGAUCGCGAGACGUUCGUCGUGACCGCCGCCGCGGGGCUCGUCGAAGCCCUUUCGGCACACGUAGGCGACUUCAUGUUCCGCCGCAUCUGGGACGAUGUGUGGCCGAGGUUCCAUGCGAUGCUGGGACAGCUGGACCGUGCGGACUCGCAGAGUGCGCUAGCGAGACGCGGCGCAGGAAUUGCGAUUGGAACAGAAUCCGCGUACACGCACUCCCAUAGGCUGUAUCGGUCGCUGCUGCGGACGAUGACGGCGGCCGCGCGGGGUGUACAGCCGCAGGAUUCGUCGUUGUGGGAGGUGAUCGUAGACUUCCGGCGUUUCCUGCAUGUAGGGGCACACGAAGAGCUGCAGCGAUGCGCGAGAGACCUGUACCUCGCAAUCGGCCUGCGCAACGCGGACGAGGCAUGGCUCGCAUUGGCUGGCACGUCAGGAGAGGUCGCGUCGACCGUAGCCUUCCUCCGCGAACCACGAUGGGACAUCACGGCGAACGCGGCGCUCAUCUGUCAGGGCUUGGACGAGGGCGAGGGAGGAGCGAAGUGA
This is a messenger RNA of Schizophyllum commune H4-8, 3466 nucleotides long. RefSeq lists its product as uncharacterized. The transcript has 2 exons. Gene Ontology annotation, cellular component: cytoplasm. The record is from RefSeq and is a predicted model, not a curated record. The coding region runs from base 56 to 3466 and encodes 1136 amino acids. NCBI's taxonomy places the organism in Eukaryota, Fungi, Basidiomycota, Agaricomycetes, Agaricales, Schizophyllaceae. Gene Ontology annotation, biological process: chromatin remodeling.